CAUUUCUGUCAUUGGGUUACUGGUUCUUGUUUUAGAGAAAUCGCGUUUCGCUGAAAAUCGGGUUCUUAUCUUUUCAAUAGAUAUCGUGUAAUGUAAAAAUUACAUAAAAGGACUCGAUAAUUUGGAAAGAUGAUGUAUUUGCGAUGUGUUGAGGGCAUGUUAAAAGUAAAAAUAUCAAAACAUAAGAUCCACUGACUCGUUAAGGUUAAAAUUAUGUAUGAUCGAUAUUUAUUAGUACAAAGAUAGUAGAAUUUUGUAUUAAAAUAUAAUUAGGAUGGGUCCUCCUCCGGUGGUAACGGGUAUAUCUCCUAAAGAAGGACCUCCUGGAACUCGUGUAAUAGUUCGCGGUGAAUUUUUGGGUAACAAAGCACAGGAUCUUAUAGGAUUAACAAUAUGUGGCUGCGACUGCCUUUUAUCAGCAGAAUGGAAAUCCUCCAAUAAAAUUAUCGCUAGGUCAGGUCCCUGCAAAGGUCGUGGAGAUAUUAUAGUAACUACCCGUAGUGGAGGACAAGGAACAUCGACGGUACAAUUUCGUGGAUAUCAUGAAACUAUUGGCCCUAUGAAAGAAUCCGCUGUUUGGGUCGAAGAGGCUCCUAUGCAAAGUUUUGUGUGGGGAAGAAGAACCCUUUCUCCGACUAAUUAUCAACAAGAAGAUCCUUUAGGUUUAAGCGUAGAAGGCAACGAUAAAAAGUUUCCCGAGGAUGAAUUAAUAGAACUGUUUGGAGAGGGUAGCGGAGAUCUUACCAAUGAUAAAUUUCAUCCUGGAUGGUUUUUACUGCAACAUCAUCAUGCGACAACUUUCGAAGACUUGAAAGCUGGCUUGGCGUAUCUUAAAAGAAAAGUGAAUUCUCAAAAAGAAGGUCAACUAUCAUUUUUAAAGGCUAAUGUAGGAUCGGUGGUAGAACAAUUUGACACGAUAAUGCUGUUAAAAGAGCAGUUUGAAAAUGAUAUAAGAACAUACGGCAAUGAUCCUACUGAAAAAUUAGAAAAAUGUAUUCAGAAAUCCAUGUCAGAGGCUAAUAAAUUAUUUGACGACGUACUAGCGAGAAGAGAUAGAGCAGACGCGACCAGAAAUGCUCUGGCUGUAAUGCAACGAUACAAGUUCCUUUUUUGUAUGCCGGUUAACAUAGAGAAGAAUAUAAAACGUGGCAAUUAUGAUCUUGUAAUUAAUGAUUAUGCGAGAGUAAAAAAUUUGUUUAAAAACACGGAGGUUGAUGUUUUCAAACAAGUAUUGCAAGAAAUUGAUAAUAAAAUAGAUAUGCUUAAAGUGCACCUAAGGAAAAAACUUGAAGAAAUGCCUUUCAGUUUGGAAGAGCAUAAAAAGAUAGUCAGAAAUCUUGUUAAUUUAGAAGCAGAGGGAGAUCCAGCUUGGGAUGCGAUAGUUUCACACUCAAAUUAUUUGAAGAAAAGUAUUACCGUUUGCAUGCAAGAACAUUUGGAAACGGACAAUUUAAACGGAGAGGAAUUAAAUAAAAUGAAACCAGCACAGAAUAAUAAACAUUUAAAGUCGAACAAAAAUGAUGGAACCAAUGCUCCAGCACAAAUAUCGUGUGUGGAAGCAAUUUGUGACAUUAUAGUUGAACAACUGCCAGAUUUAUGGAGAUUAGGUCAAAGUUAUUUUACGGGCCAAUUACAUGUUGCGGUGGAUGCAGAGAAACAGACUCCUUUCAAGAAUUUAGUGCUGUCAAGCAUGCAACACGCCAUGGAAGCCAUGAGAAGUACAUGUAGCAAUGAUUUAGAUGCCUUAUGGCUUUUACAUAUCUUACGCAGGAUUAGGCAAAUGUACGCUUCGUUGAUUCAUUUGGAUUUGCCGAACGAGGCAUUGGAUAUUUUUGGAAAAUUUAUACUCGAUUUAAGGUUACAGUGUUUUGGCGCUCUGUUUAAACAAACUGCAGAAAGCAUAGCAGGUUUACAUAAGAAAGAAACUUGGCAAAUGGAAUAUUUGAACGAAGAUGGUGGCGUUACGAAAUUGCCAUACCUAUUUGAAGAAAUGGUUAUGGAAAUUUCAAAACGAGCACGCGAGAAAGUGAUCGCUUGUGGUCCCCGAGAAGGUCCAUUGUUUGCUAAUCCUGCGCAUCAACUUCUAUAUUACAACUCUGUCAAAACGCUAUUUACAUCAUUCGCGCGAUGUCUACAAAAUUUGGCAUUCAGUGGAUGCGAAGAAGCCCUUGACGAUGACGAGCCUUCCGUUUCGCAAUUAGUUGGUUCUCCUUCCGGAUAUAAAAGCAAGGGCAACAAACAUCAAGGCCCAACGUGGGAACAAUGCCUGCUAAUCUCGUUAAGUAAUAUUCGCUAUACACUGAACACCAUUCUACCGAGAAUCGGGGACACAUUGAAAGAUCAGGAUUACCCAAGUUUAUCAAAUGCAGUUGGAUGGAAUUCUGAUUGGACGCAACUGGAAACAUUGGAUACCGCUGUCUUAGAUGCGUACCUGGAACGUCGUUGUGAUCCAUUAGUCGGUACAAUUGAGCCGAGCAUGUAUCUAGGUGGCUUAGAGUGGGACUUUGAGAGUGAACCCACUCAUGUAAGACCAUACGCCCAAGAAAUCCUGGCAAAUUUAAUCGCAGUUCAUGCAGAAGUACGUCGAGUUGCACCAGCUUUGUUGCACCGAGUUUUAUCGCAUAUAGUAGAAACUGUAGCCGAAGAACUCGCGAGACUCAUGUCGUGCGUGACUCAAUUUAGACCGGCUGGAGUUGUUCAAGCACGAACCGACAUUAUAUUUUUAAGAAACGCUUUACAAUUUUACAGUACAACAAGGGCAAAGAAUUUCUUCGAGGAAGCUUUAGACGCGAUACCUCAACCUGUCAAUAAAGAAGAUCGCAUGCGGGUCGACAUGUUAUUAUCGAAAGUGGCAACGUCCAUGCAUUUACAACUGUCAUGUCUUGCCAGUGAUACAAAAAAUAAUACUCCUACAUUAAUUGCUGAUCCUAAUCGUGUUACCACUGUAUAGUUGUAAUAGUAACAUAAAUGGUCUAAAACCGGGUGCGAUAAUAACAUGAAGAAAGAGUGUUCCAUUGUUUCUUGUUGGACGUCGAAUGUUCAGAGUUACAG
This is a messenger RNA of Megachile rotundata (alfalfa leafcutting bee), 3051 nucleotides long. RefSeq names its product exocyst complex component secretory 5 (gene Sec5). NCBI's taxonomy places the organism in Eukaryota, Metazoa, Arthropoda, Insecta, Hymenoptera, Megachilidae. Gene Ontology annotation, biological process: Golgi to plasma membrane transport; exocytosis. The record is from RefSeq and is a predicted model, not a curated record. Gene Ontology annotation, cellular component: exocyst.